Molecule: messenger RNA, 2474 nt
Organism: Archocentrus centrarchus (flier cichlid)
Lineage: Eukaryota; Metazoa; Chordata; Actinopteri; Cichliformes; Cichlidae
Gene: kcnip1b
Product: Kv channel interacting protein 1 b
Exons: 9
Coding region: 320-916 (198 amino acids)
Biological process (GO): regulation of potassium ion transmembrane transport
Cellular component (GO): voltage-gated potassium channel complex
Molecular function (GO): transmembrane transporter binding; potassium channel regulator activity; calcium ion binding
Source: RefSeq, a predicted model, not a curated record
GCAGAGCUCUUCCACAGAUCACAGCCGCAGGGCUCCCACCACAGUUUAGGGGGAAAAUCUUACACAGAAAUAUAUACAAGAGGACAACAGACAGAAGACAAAAGACAAGGCAAAGAGGACGACAAGACAAGAAAAGAAGUGAUCGCACAAACUGGCAGAGGAGGAGCCGCUUGAAGGACCUCAUGAUGUCACAUGGCAAAAACUGCUGAAGCAGAUUCUCCUUUGUAAUAAGGAUCACAUCCCACAAUAGAAGAAGUUCAAACAUUUCUUGAGAUAUAUUGAAGAAAUCCUGCUCAUCUGCCCCUCCAUCCACCUCAGGAUGGCUGGCUGUACCAGCCGCUGCAGACAGGGGGUGCUCAAAUUGAUCCAGUCCCUGCAGAGAUUGGUCUCAGGAACACUCACAAAAGAUAAAACAGACGAUGAGCUUGAGAUGACGAUGGUGUGCCACAGGCCGGAAGGACUUGAGCAACUGGAAGCCCAGACAAACUUCACCAAACAGGAGCUGCAGAUCCUCUAUCGUGGUUUUAAGAAUGAAUGUCCAAGUGGAGUCGUAAAUGAGGAGACAUUUAAACACAUUUAUGCACAGUUCUUUCCUCAUGGAGAUGCAAGCAUGUAUGCACAUUAUCUGUUCAACGCAUUCGACACUACAAACAACGGUUCCAUUAAGUUUAAGGACUUUGUAAUGGGGCUGUCUAUUCUGCUGAGGGGAACACUGAGGGAAAAGCUGGAGUGGACGUUUCACCUGUAUGACAUCAACAGAGAUGGAUACAUAAACAGAGAGGAAAUGACUGAGAUUGUGAGGGCCAUAUAUGACAUGAUGGGCAAGUAUACCUACCCCGCACUGAAGGGAGACGUUCCACAGCAGCACGUGGAUGCCUUUUUCAGAAAAUGGAUAAGAACAAAGAUGGUGUGGUGACUUUGGAGGAGUUCAUUGUAGCCUGCCAAGAGGAUGAAACUAUGAUGAGAUCCAUGCAGCUGUUUGAAAACGUGAUGUAGAACAAGUGGAGAAGAUGGAGACAACUACAUGGAAAAAUGAGAGGGCUGAAUGUGAGUGCGUGUGUGUGGAUGCAUAUGUGCAAUACAUCCAGUCUCUCCUCCUCCUCCCGUUUUAUCCAGCUGUGGUCAGGAUAUAGCCUGAACCCCCCACAACGGCUUGAAUGAAGGAAAUGGACUGGAAUGCUUUUAGUGUUCCUUCCGAGUUUUGCCGCACAACACGAAGUGACUGAUGUGACAGACUUGGAUGUUAACGCAUCCCUCUCAGUCCUGUCAUGAAGAUUGGCCUGUUAAAGAUAAAGAUGUUCAUCCAUUACAAGGCUGCUCCCGACCAAUGAAGAGCGAUGUGCUCAACAAGCUGAGUUUUUUUUUGUUUGUUUGUUUUUUUUUGCCAAAAGAUGUUCUGUUUUUUUGCCAAAAUGUGAUUGCAUGCUUGAUUUAUCUCCAAACCUUUGUUAGAUUUGUUAUGGGAAUUUAGCCAUAAGUAAAUCUAUAUUUGUCUCAUGCUUUUUGUGGUUGACAGAUAUGAGAUAUUCCAAAUGUUGUACGUUGGUUUCACUGAUGCAGUGACCUCUGUAUUUUUGUGCUGACCUGGAUGUUGCUUUGUGUGCUGAGUCUGUCUUAUGCUCGUCUGUCUAAAGCUAGAAGUCAAAUGUUUUUAAAGCAGCACAUUUCCUGGGUCUCAUGUGGUGUGUUUGUGUGCGUAUGUGUGUGUUUUUUUCUAGGCUUUAGUGAAAUGAAAGAAACACUUGGGUUUUUUUUUUAAUAUUUUCACCUGCUGCUUUACUGCUUGUGGUCAAAUUUGUGUAUUAUCAAAAGUGUUUAAAAGAAAAAGUGUGGGGAAAAAUAAAUUUUAGUCAUAAUUAUGAAGUGCCCACAAAACAACAAUGUUAAAGAAGGGGCUUCUGAUCAUAAAAAAAACAAGAUCUUUAUUUGCACAGGUGACAGGUAAUUGAGGUGUGACUCUCAGAUGGCAACAGCGACGGCACAGAAGUAUGUUUAUCUUGUUAGCAGGCGUGCCAGAAAGAGUGAGAUGUGUGCUGUUGGUCCAUUCUAGCAAAUAACUGAGAAAGCUUCUGAUAAUCUUGCAGGGAAAUACCGCUGAAUGUCAGCUUUGGAAUGUGAUGUGACACGGAGGACAGCUCCGUUUGUAAUAAUGAGCAUUUGGCACUGUGUCCUCCAUCCAAGUGAGUACAGUGAUGUCACACUGACGUACGUGGUACACAAAAAUGGGGGUAGCUUCUGCAGCAGUCGCCCGCUGAAGGUUUCUUGUGAGUCACGGUGUGUUUAAAAGCACCACCAUAAUAGAAAGCUCUACCAGGCUAUCGCAGUUUAAGCACUAAAAUAUUAAUCGCUGUUCUUUUUUGCAGUCAGUGGAGCAGCUUUUUGCUGUACCGUGCGCCCGUGUGACAUCGCAGCCUCGGGUCUCGGAUAUCUUACUUUGGAACUGAGUUGUUAAAUUUCACAAACCGAUUCAUCCU